Messenger RNA from Solanum verrucosum, 1962 nucleotides. Its product is annotated as RNA polymerase sigma factor sigA-like. The transcript is spliced from 9 exons. The record is from RefSeq and is a predicted model, not a curated record. NCBI's taxonomy places the organism in Eukaryota, Viridiplantae, Streptophyta, Magnoliopsida, Solanales, Solanaceae. Gene Ontology annotation, biological process: regulation of DNA-templated transcription; DNA-templated transcription initiation. Gene Ontology annotation, molecular function: DNA-binding transcription factor activity. Bases 127 to 1644 code for a protein of 505 amino acids.
AUUGAGAAGGGAGAUUAAAUUUGAGAAUCAACAUAGCUCUUAGUCAUCAGCUGGUAUGGUUGUAAUUCAGAAACCUUGUUAAACGCGGUGUAUGGUCUUGGAUUUUAGGUAGGUGUAGUGCUUGUGAUGGCCAUUGCUGCAGUUAUCGGACUCUAUGCAGGAAAUAGAAUCCUAAGCUCGUCAUUUUAUUAUUCUGAUCUUACUGAAAAGUUAGCUUGUAGUGGUGAUCAUGCUUUGAUCUGCAAUCCUACUUGGAAUGUGAUCAAUGCUAAGAAGUCAUCCAAUUAUAGCGCCGGCUAUGUUUCCAAUCGAAAAAAACAAUCUGUUAAGGCUGUUAAAGAGCAUGUGAACAUUGCAUCUAAUCAUUCUGAUGUGGAGCCAAUGGUUGAAAUGUUCAAAAAGCUGCAGAAUGAAAGCUUCAGUGAAGAAGAUUCAGUGGAGGUUCUUCUUCUGCUGCAGAAAUCUAUGCUUGAAAAACAAUGGAAUCUUUCAGCUGAGAAAACAUUGGCAGCUUUUCCACCAAAUGAAAAGAACUGUAAAAAGAAGAUGCAGAUCACUUGUUCAGGGACUUCUGCUAGGCGGAGGAGAAUGGAUACUCGUAAAAGAGUUCAAAUUCCAAAAACUUCAGCUGCUGCAAAUAGUGCAAGCAAGCGACUGAGAUCUGUUGUCGGUCCAGAGCUACAACAAAACCGUUUGAGAGGUUACAUGAAAGGUGUCGUAAACCAAGAACUGCUUACACAUAAGGAAGUCGUGCAACUAUCCAAGAAAAUCAAAUUUGGUCUUUAUUUAGAAGAACAGAAGGCCAGUCUGAAGGAAAGAUUGGGAUGUGAACCUUCUGACGAUCAACUCGCGGUUUCCUUGAAGAUGUCUCUUGCUGAUUUACGAUCUACAUUAAUGGAGUGUUCCUUGGCCAGAGAAAAACUUGCAAUGAGCAAUGUUCGUCUCGUCAUGUCAAUUGCACAAAGAUAUGAUAGCAUGGGUACUGAAAUGGCUGACCUCAUUCAGGGGGGCCUUAUUGGACUACUUCGCGGGAUAGAGAAAUUUGAUCACUCAAGAGGAUUCAAAAUCUCAACUUAUGUUUAUUGGUGGAUUCGUCAGGGCGUCUCCCGAGCAUUAGUUGAUAACUCGAGAACCUUAAGACUGCCCAUACAUCUACAUGAAAGACUGAGUUUGAUCCGUAAUGCAAAAGUCAAGCUUAAAGAUAAUGGAAUAACUCCAUCAAUCGAAAAAAUAGCUGAAUGCCUUAACAUGUCCCAGAAGAAAGUCAGGAAUGCAACUGAGGCAAGCAGCAAGGUGUUUUCACUUGAUAGGGAAGCAUAUCCCUCUUUAAAUGGCCUUCCUGGAGCAACACUUCAUAGCUAUAUUGCUGAUAAUCGCCUGGAGAACAACCCGUGGCAUGGAGUUGAUGGAUGGGCGCUCAAGGAUGAAGUAAACAACCUCAUUUCUUCAACUCUUAGGGAACGCGAGAGAGAUAUUGUCCGACUGUACUAUGGUCUGGACAAUGAGUGCCUUACCUGGGAGGAUAUUAGUAGAAGGAUAGGUUUGUCCAGAGAAAGAGUGAGGCAGGUUGGAUUAGUUGCACUUGAGAAAUUAAAACAUGCUGCCAGGAAAAAGCAAUUAGAUGCAAUGUUGGUUAAACAUUGAGUAUGAUCGUUGAGACCAAACUACAAAUGAACUGUACAUAGAAUGUAAGGAAACCUGCAUCUCCUAUUUUAUUUUCUUGAUGAGGAGAACAGAUGAAGAUCAAAGGGACAUUCUUCACCAUCCACCUGUCCCAUGCCUCCAAAUUCGUCCGAGAAGAGUCAGAAAGAUGUAGUGAAGAUUUUUGUGCAUCAUAUAUUUUAGGAUGUAUCUGUGUUUAUUGAGAUAGUAGGUAGGUAAAUGCAAAUACUGUAUAUAUGUUCUUUGUGUUGACUUAUUUCAUACACUUCAUGUGAUAAUGUCCAUUUUAUAUGAUGUAUC